AUGGCUUCCUCCUCCUCAUCUCACCAGGAAAUUGUGGAAUAUCAAGAGGAAAGGAGGAGGUGGACUGCAACGUCGAAAUUAUAUGAUGCAUUCAUUAGCCACCGAGGCCCUGACGUCAAAGAAACUCUCGCCAAAGACCUUUAUGAAGUUCUUGCGAACCGAGGGUGUCGAGCAUUUUUAGAUCGUCUAGAGUUAGAAAAGGGAGAUUCUAUUACAUCUGCUAUUCAGAGUGCCAUACGCUCAUCUGUUGUUCAGAUAGCCAUUUUCUCCCCUGGAUAUGCACACUCCUCGUGGUGUUUAGACGAGCUCGUUCUUAUGUUAGAACAACGAGAAAAUGGAAAAUCGCUCUUCAUUUCUGUGUUCUAUUAUGUCAAGCCUUCUGACCUUCGUUACAUUGAGAAAGGAGCGUAUGCUGCGGCAUUUUCCAAAUAUGAAGAUAAAGGCAGAAACCUUCAUAAGCUGGAUAGAUGGAAAAAGGCCCUUCAAUCUGCUUCAGAAGUAGUUGGCUUUGAACUUUGCAGUUGUGAAGACAAUUCGUGUGAAGAGAUUGUGUCCUGUGUGGAAAAUGAAAUUAAAAAGAGCACAAAGUUAGAUGUUGGGUCAUAUCCUGUUGGACUGGAUGAACUUGUCAGAGAUUUCGAAAGGAGAUUCGCAGAAUCAGUGAAGAUUGUAGGGAUUUUUGGACUGGGCGGCUCCGGCAAGACCACCCUAGCAAAAGAAAUCUUCAACACAAAGCGUUCAGACUACAAUGCAUCUUCUUUUCUCAAUGAUGUGAGAGAAUCUCACGCCAAACGUGAAUUGCAUAACUUGCAAAGGAAGCUUCUGAAAGAUCUGUUCAAGAAAAAUGAGGAAUUACAACACAUUGAUGAAGGCACGCAAUCGCUGAAGAAUUGUCUGAAAAGGGCAGGAUCUGACAAGCGUUUUCUUAUAAUCCUAGAUGAUAUAGAUCAUCUCGACCAGUUGCGUGCCCUUUUGUUUGGAGAUCUUCUAAGUCCUGGCAGCUUAGCAAUUGUCACAACCCGUGACCAGGGUGUGUUAAUAAGUGCAGAAAUCAGUAAUUGUUAUCCGAUGAAAACAAUGAGCAAAGAUCAUGCUAAAGAGCUCUUUUGUAGCCAUGCUUUCGGCGGAAAGGCCCCAGCCUUUCCAUGCGAGCAGCUGAUUGAAAAGUUCGUAAAAUUCUGUGGAGGCCUACCCCUCUCACUCAAAGUUUUGGGCACCCAUGUUUGUGGAAGGGAUGAGAAAUAUUGGAACUUGGAAUUGGAGAAAGUUAAGUAUAUCCAGCCUAAUGAUGUUAUGAAAUCUCUUAAAAUCAGCUUUGACGGUUUGGACCGUGAGGAGAAACAGAUAUUUAUGGAUAUUGUUUGUUUCUUUCAUGCCAAAUUAAAAGAUAUGGCUAUAACAAUAUGGAAGGCGUCCCAGUGGAGAACGGCGGAACACUCAGUUCAAAGACUGAUAGAGAAGUGCCUUGUUGAAGUAGAGGAAAAAGAAUCAUAUACAUUUAGGUGGGUUAAAGGACAUGUAUUUAGAAUGCACGAUCACCUCCGUGACUUGGGAAGACAAAUGGAGGAUGAAAAAGCGGUCCCUCCUCGGUUGUGGCAGUCAGAGCAUCUUAGAUCUAUGCAAGAAAAGGGAUUCAAAAAAAUUUUACAAGAAACAAAUCACCGGUGUUACGAUCAUUUCUGGGACUCCACCCUCAAUGCAAGAAUUGAAUAUUUUAUAGGAAAUUCAAAUAACCACUCUGGCACGUCAACUGCUCUCCUCUGGCUUGGGGUUGACAAGGCACGAUGGGAAAGAGCUCCUCCAUGGAUUCCUGUGAGACAGUUGCAAUAUUUAGUAGUCGAGGGACUUGAAGAACUCCAGGACAGUUUUCAGUUGAGAUGGCCGAUUCUUCGCUCUUGUGGGGGAUUGCCAAUUCUUCCAGAUUUGAUACAAAUGUUACAUCGAUUGUGGAGCACUUCCGCAAGUGAAAUCGAUGACCAGGACAGUUUCCAGUUAAGAUGGCUGAUUCUUCGCCGUUGUGGCGGAUUGCGAAAUCUUCCAGAAUUAAUACAAAUGUUAAGUGGAUUGGAAGAACUAAAACUAAUCAAUGCACCCUGCCAAUUAGGCAUUGAAGGUACAUCUUUGUCAAAAUCACUUGGAAAACUCAGAAAUCUUAAAACUCUGAAGUUUCAUGAGGUGCCAUCAUAUGGAGAACUGGUUCUGAACAAUAGUAGAGGAUCCUCUUAUUUUGAGUUGAAUAGCCUAGAGACAAUAUCCUUCAAAUAUGUAGGUUUUUCAAAGUUGGUAAUUAGUAGAGAGGUAUGUCCCAGCCUUAAACAUCUGCACAUUGCAUUAAUGAAGGAACUAACUGAAGUGGAAUUAAAGCUGGUAAACACGCUGGAUAUGCUUGUAUUUGAUUAUUGUGAUAAUUUGAGAACAAUAUCAGGGUUCUCUUCUCUAACAAGCCUUCGAGAGCUAUUCAUAAAUGGGUGUUCUGUGUUGAGAGAGUUUCCAAGCCUUGCCCCUCUACGUCGGCUCGAGCACCUUGAGAUUGCUGUAUGUGAUGAGUUGGAAACUAUAGAAGGUGUUGAAGAGUUGCAAGGAUUGAAAAUUCUGGUAAUUCAAGCGUCUCGACCUGCAAAAGUAUUGAAUUUCAUUUCUGGACUAAAGAGACUACCAUCAGAUUAUACCAUUAUAGCAGGGAACGCAGUGGAUGAAGCCGUGUCAAGAUUAAACGUAAAUUUAUUUUCUGACGUGAUCGGUUGCCAUGCAAUCGCUGAGAUUCAGAGUAGUAGAGAUUAUUGUGAGAAGUUGGAGGAGAUUCGAACCCCGUCAACUGCAAUCAUUAUAUGCGCUUUCCAUAUAUCGCCUGGUUGCGCUCAUUUCCUGGAGGAAUUCGGUGCUCUUUAUUCUGAGCUAGAACGUGGUUUUCAUUCUGAUGUAGAACGGAUAGUAACACUUGUACACACAGGGCAGCGGAAUCUGAAAAUAAAUGGACCUGUAGAUUCUGAAAUUCUUGGAGGGUUUAUGGCUACUGUGAAUAGAGGCGAAGAGUCCAAAGCCUUGAGUUUAUUCAAGUUGCACGCUAGUGUGCGUGCAACGGGAAGCCGAUAG
Cryptomeria japonica (Japanese cedar) is the source of this 3093-nucleotide messenger RNA. Its product is annotated as disease resistance protein Roq1-like. The coding region runs from base 1 to 3093 and encodes 1030 amino acids. Lineage: Eukaryota; Viridiplantae; Streptophyta; Pinopsida; Cupressales; Cupressaceae. Gene Ontology annotation, molecular function: ADP binding. Gene Ontology annotation, biological process: signal transduction; defense response. The transcript is spliced from 7 exons. The record is from RefSeq and is a predicted model, not a curated record.